AUGGUGCCUAAAAGCCAGACACAGGUCGAAUUGGACGUGUGUCGUCAAGCACUGUUGUGUUAUUUUGAAAUAACCGGAAAUGAACCGGAAGCCGUCCUGUUGGUCUGCCGCGCGUGCUUCAUCCGUUCUAGCUUGAGCAGCAGGAUGGAUGACACAGACGUUUGGCCAGAAAUAGAAAAAGCAGCGACAGAGAAGAGGCGUGAACUGGUUCUUCACGGCCCCGCCAUAGACGAGAGGGUCUCCUCCAACCAGGGACUCGACGCCUCCAUCUACUCCUUAAAGCUGCUCAAUUACCUGGAGGUUAGCCAGUGUCCGAGCUUGACGGAGAUCCACGCGGACAUCCAACUCCUGACGAACCUCCAGAGCCUCAUCCUGUGCAGAAACAAGCUCGCCUCCAUCCCGCACGUCAUCGGCCGCCUCAAGGCUCUGAAGGUCCUGGACGUUUCGGUCAACAACCUCACGGCGGUACCGGAGGAGAUCACCCAGCUGCCGGAGCUGAGGACUCUGAACGCCAGCUGCAACAGCCUGGAGCUUCUGCCGGAUGGACUCAGCCGAUGCUCUAAACUCUCCACCAUCAACGUCUCCAAGAACCGCCUCACAGCCUUCCCCCCGGACCUCUUCUCCAGGGACCUGGAACUGCUCAGCUCCUUGGUGGCUUCUGAUAACUGCAUCCAGGAGCUCAGUGGAGACAUUCAUCAGCUCGCUGCUCUGAAGGUUCUGGACCUCGCCAACAACAAGCUAAAUGAGAUCCCCUGGAAUCUGAGCGACUGCCCCAAAUUAAAGGAAAUCAACUUCAGAGGCAACAAGCUGAGUGACAAACGUCUGGAGAAGAUGGUCAACGGCUGCCAAACCAAGUCCAUCCUGGAGUACCUGAGAGGGAAGGGGAGAGAACGACAGGCUGAGGAGGGAGGUGACGCAGACGGAGGACGCCGGGCCGACAAGAAGAAAAAACAGCAGCAGAGGAAGAUGAAGGAGAAGGUGGAAGAGGACCCGGAGGAGGUGGAGGAAGUGAGGAAGAUGGUGGUGAGGGUCCUGCAUGUCUCAGACGCCCCCACAGCUCUCACAGUCCAAGUGAGCGCUGAGGUGAAAGAUGUUCGGCCGUACCUGGUGUGCUGUUUGGUUAGAGGCAUGAACCUGAAGCCUGGGAAUUCCCUGAAACGCUUUCUGGUGGCUCAGAUGAAACUCCACGAUGACUUGUGCGGCAAAAGAACCAUUGCAACCAUCGCUACUCAUGACGCGGAGCUUCUCAAAGGGCCGCUCGUGUACGCCGUCAAGACCCCCACCCAGCUGAAGGUUGUGCCGCUGGGUCGGAAGGAGAUGACAGCAGUGGAGCUGAUCAGACUGCUUCAGUUAGAGGCGGACGAGCUGAGGAAGCAGAAGAAACGGCAGAACGUCACAGGCCUUCACAAAUACCUGCAGCUUCUGCAGGGAAAACCUCAGUAUCCCUGCCUGGUUGAUGCAGAGGGAGAUGUGAUCUCCUUCCCACCCAUCACCAACAGUGAGAAGACCAAGAUCAAGAAGACGACUAAGGAGCUGUUCUUAGAAGUAACGAGUGCAACCAGCCUGCAGACCUGCAAGGAUAUUAUGGAUGCUCUUAUUGUGAAAAUGGCAGAGUUGAACAAGUUCACCGCAGAGCACCAGGAGGAGGUGGGGUCAGACGGGGAAGUCGACGCUGCACCAAAUCCCUCCCCCAGUUCAGAAACCUCCAGUCAGCUGGUGGUCCAGCAGCUCCGCACUGUUGACCAGGACGGGAACCUCAAGGUGACCUAUCCAUCCAAGACCGACCUCUCUGACCACAUCAGCAACUUGACUGUCAUCUGGUAGUUCUAAAGUUGUUGUUUUUUGUUCUGGAAUAAUUUCAAAUGUAAUUACAUCGAAGAGCCACAAUAAAAGCAAAUAAAUAAAUGGGGAUAAAGUUGUGAAAUUCUGAGAGAAAAAUCAGAAAAUUAUGAGAUCCGUCCAAAUUCUACAAGAAGAAAGUCAUGAAAUUAUAAGAAAGUCAACAUUUUACAAAAAUAAAGUUGUAAAUUUGUUAUAUAAAAAUUUUACAUUGAUAAAGUUAUGCUUUUUCAAAAGUAAAGUUGUAAUUUCAUGAAUAUAAAGUUGUACAUUUACGGAAACAAAGCAGAUUCAUUGAGAUUGUUGAGCUGUGUGACAUGCAUCCGAUUUUCUUGGAAUUGUGUGCAACAGAAAAUAAACAAUGAUGGCUACUCUUUGUGGAAAUGUUUUAAAAGAUACAGAGGGACCAAAAAGUAUUUAGUCAACCACCAAUUGUGUUCUCCAACUUAAAAAGAUGAGAGGAAGAAUUUUCAUCAUACGGACACCUCAACUAUGAGAGACAAAAUAAAAAAAUCCAGAAAA
Messenger RNA from Oryzias latipes (Japanese medaka), 2361 nucleotides. RefSeq names its product leucine rich repeat containing 47 (gene lrrc47). Lineage: Eukaryota; Metazoa; Chordata; Actinopteri; Beloniformes; Adrianichthyidae. Gene Ontology annotation, biological process: phenylalanyl-tRNA aminoacylation. The record is from RefSeq and is a predicted model, not a curated record. Gene Ontology annotation, molecular function: phenylalanine-tRNA ligase activity; RNA binding; protein binding.